GGCCCGCCGACUCUCCUUCUCAGCCCGGCUCGCUCCUUCUUUGCCCAGCAACAGAGGCGUUACCUCAGAGGAUGUCUCUGAUUGGCUGAGGAUAGCAGGGUCUCCCCUUCCUAGAAUCUGUUUUCUUCUUCUUCACCUUGGCCUUGUUCCUUUACUCCCCACAGGGACCAAGACUUACUCGGUUAAAGCACCAGAGGGCAAUGGCCCUCCCAGCCAGGCUGGUCCUGGGACUCCACACCCUGGCGAUUCUCCUGAGCCCCCAGGAAACAGGGGCCAUCAAGGCUGACCACAUGGGCUCUUAUGGACCAGCUUUCUACCAGUCUCACGGUGCCUCGGGCCAGUUCACCUAUGAAUUCGAUGGGGAGCAGCUGUUCUCUGUGGACCUGAAGAAAAGUGAGGCCGUGUGGCGUCUGCCUGCGUUUGGCGACUUUGCCCACUUUGACCCACAGGGUGGGCUGGCCAGCAUCGCCAUGAUCAGAGCCCACCUGGAUGUCCUGGUGGAACGCUCCAACCGCACCAGAGCCCCCAAUGUGCCUCCAAGGGUGACCGUGAUCCCCAAGUCUCGAGUGGAGCUGGGCCAGCCCAAUGUCCUCAUCUGCAUCGUGGACAACAUCUUCCCACCUGUGAUCAAUAUCACCUGGCUGCGCAACGGUCAAACAGUCACCGAGGGGGUGGCCCAGACCAGCUUCUAUUCCCAGCCUGACCAUUUGUUCCGCAAGUUCCACUACCUGACCUUCGUGCCCUCAGCCGAGGACGUCUAUGACUGCCGGGUGGAGCACUGGGGCCUGGACGAGCCACUCCUCAGGCACUGGGGUAUGGAGCCCCCUCCCCAAACCCCUCCCAGACCUGUGUCCCUUUACUCUAGAACCCUUCCCUGUACCCUGGUGCCCCCACCCCUUUCUUUGUCAGAGCCCCAGGUGCCUACCCCACCGCCAGAUGCCACAGAGACCCUGCUCUGUGCCCUGGGCCUGGCCAUGGGCCUGGUGGGCUUCCUCGUGGGCAUCAUCCUCAUCAUCACAGGCACACGCCUGUCCAGUGCUCCCAGGUAAUGACCUCUCUGAGAGAAACAUUGUGGGAGACACCCUGCGGAUUCCCGGCAGGUUCCUGACGGCCCCUGCGUGCUCAGUGCUCAGUGCCGCAGUCUACUAGCGCAUCCCACUGUGCUGCCUUCGAACGGGCUCCACCUCUGUCCUAUAGGCCCCUCCUUUCUGGCCGCAGCACUCAUGGCAGGACUUGUGGGGCACCAUCCAGCUCCCCUUCCCCUUCAACACACACACACACAUCCCGGCUCUACCCAAAGCUCUGGCUAGCAGCACUGAAUUCUUUAAUGGUGUUUUCGCCUUAUCCUUAUACCAGGUGUUGGCCAGGUCUCCCAGGGUGUGAGGGAUGUGGGGAGCUGGCAGAGGGGACCCUGAGUGGUGACCACUAAGCCUGGCCGCAUGGUGCUGGGGCUGGAGCCAUCCUCAGGCCGCCCAGCUGCGACUUGCUCCACUUGGCCCGUUGUGUGUUACCAUUUCACAUGCACUUCAUGAAAUAUGCCCUGGAUUCAGACUAGCCCUGAAAGGGUUGCAGAGGAUCCUGUUCCCUGUGCCUCUCUCAAGCAAGGACGGCUGUGAAGGGUGCUGGGAAAGGGGAGGCUCAUGGCGUUCCACUCCUGUCUGGAUUUGCGUGGUGUGAAGAGGCCAUUGGUGUCCAGCCACGAUGCCACUUCCUUUUUCUACAUUCCCUAGAGUCCCGUGAAUGACAGAGAGGUCCAGGGCUGAGAUGGCUACUUCCUGCAGUGUGUCCAUCACCGUAGGCAGGGGGCUGGCAGAGUUGAGGCGUCUGGGAAGAGGGGCGGUCUAAGAGAGAUCCACCACAACACUCUCUAAAUACGUGGCCUGGAGGAUUUUAGUUUACUGCGAACAAAAUUAAAAACACGCAAAGAGAUAAGGAACCAUACAAGGUGGUUUUGUCAAGUACCAAAUGAGUGGUAGAGACAAGUGGUUUUCAAACCGGAAUGUACAUAAGACUCACUUGGGAGCCUUUUGAAAGUGCAGGCCUCACCCAGACCUACUACAGUAGACUCUCAGGGACGGGAGGGGCAGUAACAGGGAGCCUGCAGUUUUUAACAUGCUCCAGAUGAUUCUGCUGCGGCCAUCCUGGACCUCGGCUGUGGUCUGGGAACUGGGACCCACUGGCUUAGUCUGGUGCUGUUGGAGAUUGUUGGCAGGAGGGAUCCCUGAGGUCUGAGGUGGACCAGAACAGCUUUCUAGAGAACCUGGGUCUGUUAGGGCAUCGAAGGUAAUCAAGAUGCAAGUAAGUAGGGAAUAGAUGGGAGUUUGAAUUGUAACCAUUUGGUCCUGGAAAAAAAAGAAACCAAGAAAUGGUGGGGACUCGGUGGACUUCCCAAGAGAGAGUAAGCUGGGAGAAAUCAAUGACAGGGAGAACCUGACGG
Lemur catta (Ring-tailed lemur) is the source of this 2437-nucleotide messenger RNA. Its product is annotated as HLA class II histocompatibility antigen, DO alpha chain. The coding region runs from base 201 to 1049 and encodes 282 amino acids. Gene Ontology annotation, biological process: peptide antigen assembly with MHC class II protein complex; antigen processing and presentation of exogenous peptide antigen via MHC class II; immune response. Gene Ontology annotation, cellular component: MHC class II protein complex; membrane. The record is from RefSeq and is a predicted model, not a curated record. The transcript has 4 exons. Gene Ontology annotation, molecular function: MHC class II protein complex binding. Lineage: Eukaryota; Metazoa; Chordata; Mammalia; Primates; Lemuridae.